Messenger RNA from Verticillium nonalfalfae, 618 nucleotides. RefSeq lists its product as uncharacterized. Gene Ontology annotation, cellular component: phagocytic vesicle; late endosome; fungal-type vacuole membrane. The record is from RefSeq and is a predicted model, not a curated record. Gene Ontology annotation, biological process: regulation of vacuole fusion, non-autophagic. The transcript has 7 exons. Bases 1 to 618 code for a protein of 205 amino acids. Gene Ontology annotation, molecular function: GTPase activity; GTP binding. Lineage: Eukaryota; Fungi; Ascomycota; Sordariomycetes; Glomerellales; Plectosphaerellaceae.
AUGUCGACGAGGAAGAAGGUCCUCCUCAAGGUCAUCAUCCUUGGCGACAGCGGUGUCGGCAAGACGAGUCUGAUGAACCAAUAUGUCAACAAGAAGUUCAGCGCGAGCUACAAGGCGACCAUCGGCGCCGACUUCCUGACGAGGGAGGUCCUCGUCGAUGACCGACAGGUAACAAUGCAGCUUUGGGACACUGCCGGCCAGGAGCGCUUCCAGUCCCUGGGCGUGGCUUUCUACCGUGGUGCCGACUGCUGCGUGCUCGUGUACGACGUCAACAACUCCAAGAGCUUCGACGCCCUUGACAGCUGGAGGGACGAGUUCCUGAUCCAGGCCUCGCCGCGGGAUCCCGACAACUUCCCCUUUGUCGUUCUUGGCAACAAGAUUGAUGUCGAGGAGAGCAAGCGUGUGAUCUCGACCAAGCGUGCCAUGACGUUCUGCCAGUCCAAGGGUGGAAUCCCUUACUUCGAGACCAGUGCGAAGGAGGCCGUCAACGUCGAGCAGGCUUUCGAGGUGAUCGCACGCAAUGCGCUGGCUCAGGAGGAGUCGGAGGAGUUCAGCGGCGACUUCCAGGACCCCAUCAACAUCCACAUUGGGGACGAUCGCGAUGGCUGUGCCUGUUAA